AUGACAAGCAUAUGUCUGACUUCUGAAGACACCCUUGGGUCUGAUAGUCUGCUCGAUCUGGUUCAGAGCGUCAGUGGACGCUCUUGGCCAGAGGCCAGCGUAUAUGAUGAUUGCACUUUCUCACGACGGUCAACUGUUGCUCCGGCACUUGAUGAUAAUUCGGCUUUGACAAGCCGUGCACCUGAAACGCGGCACGAGUAG
Messenger RNA from Ogataea angusta, 201 nucleotides. RefSeq lists its product as uncharacterized. The record is from RefSeq and is a predicted model, not a curated record. The coding region runs from base 1 to 201 and encodes 66 amino acids. The transcript has a single exon. NCBI's taxonomy places the organism in Eukaryota, Fungi, Ascomycota, Pichiomycetes, Pichiales, Pichiaceae.